GAUUUACUAAAAUGAGUGUUUGUUUUUUACGAAAAGACAACAAAAAUAAAACAUUAUUGUUUAAGAGACAACAAAGUUCAAGCAAACUGUUGUUAGUGUUUGCAUUAGCAAUGCUUGUCAUGCAGCAUUUCAUGCUUGUCAGUGGCAAUACGCCCAAAGGAUUAAGAACGCACUUGCGUUCUGCCAAGUUAAGCAGCGUACACAGUUUGCCAGAAAUAAAUGCUGAUCGUACGGCCGGCAAAUACGAAAUUCGUAGCAUCUCUGGUGAACCAAAUUAUAAAUCUGUCAAUCUUACUUGGGAAGUGGAGUUCGUUACCACUCCUUCAAAUCAAGCCGCCGAUGCCGUUAAUGAAGUUGAGCUACCGAAGGUAUUUCAAAUUUAUUUCUGUGAAUUGCAAACAUUUGGACCGCAUCGAUGUCGCUCAAAAUCGAUAGAUGAAACAAAGCAGACGAACGCUUUCCUAGCGGAUGAUAAAAUUAGACAAACGCGUCAAUAUGAGGCUUACAUUGACAACUUGCGUAUGGCUACUAAGUAUCGAUUUCAUAUACGUCCACAAAGUCGGCGACGGGAUAUUAAGGUUACAGGGCGUUCAGAAAUAUUUAGUAAUGAAGUUGAAGAUUUUAACGAAAACGCCAAUGGCCAGACAAUAAUUAUACCAACCAAAGGCUUUUCAGCCCAGGCUACCAAAUGUUUGCCGCAUGCCUCGGAAAUUGUAGUUGAAACUGGUCCUUAUUUUGCUGGUAAGAUUGUCGUAGAUGGAGGCAAGUGUGGCAUUAAAGGUAAUCCGGAAGAUCCAAGGGACACAUACACUAUGCGGAUUGAGCAUCAAGCAUGCGGUAGUUUAGUUAAACCGGAGACGAAUACCGUGGAAACAUUUAUAACCGUUCAAGAGAAUCUGGGAAUAUUUACGCAUAGCACCAGAAGAUUUGUCGUUGUUUGUAGUUAUCAGUCAGGCAUGCAAACGGUAAGAGCCAGCUUUUCCGUACCCGGGAAAGGCGGUGUUGCAGCUGUUGAACAUUCCAAUGACGAUGAAGAUCGUAAAGGCCGCCUUUUAGAACCGCCCAAGUUUGUAGAUAAAAGUGAAUUAGUUCUUAAGGAAAAUAAUGAUGAAGAUUUAAGUAGCUUGACUACUGAAAAAACUGAAGCAAAUGAAACGGAAGCUUUGGUUAAAGAAAUAGAAAAUCAUUUAUUGCAUGCAAAUGAAACGGAAACGAUAAUUAGUAUGCAAAACUCUAGCGAACAUGAUGUCUUAAGUGCGGUAGCUUGGCUGGAAAAUAUCGUACCCAAUGUCAAUGAAGAUCACAUUAAAUCCAAAGAGAUGAAAAGAGAAAAUGAAAAUAAAGAAAAUAUAGCGGAAUAUGCCAAAUUAGUCUUGAAUCGUAACGGGCAAGAUGAGGAAAUGAUUGCCGGCCUACUGCAUGAAGCACAAACAGGAAAAGCUUUCAUUGAUUCGUUAGUGAAAUUCGAUACACUUAACGUGAGCUCCGUUGCUUUAACUAUUCUAUUAUCUGUGAUAUUGUUGUUGGUAUUCUUGUUGAUAUUCUAUCGUGAAUUCAAGAGGCGCAAUAUGCCAAAUCAAAGACAACAGCUAUCAUCUACAUUAUCAUUAUCAUCAUCAUCAUCAUCAUCAUUACCAUCGUCAUCGUCAGUGUCGACCAAUCUGCCUCGACUUAAUCAUCGACAUUUGCAACAAUUAACUUUACCCAGAUCAUUACAAACCAAAAAUCAAGAAUUAUUAGCUUGA
Glossina fuscipes is the source of this 1745-nucleotide messenger RNA. RefSeq lists its product as uncharacterized. NCBI's taxonomy places the organism in Eukaryota, Metazoa, Arthropoda, Insecta, Diptera, Glossinidae. Bases 12 to 1745 code for a protein of 577 amino acids. The record is from RefSeq and is a predicted model, not a curated record. The transcript is spliced from 6 exons.